AUGGGAUUCAUUUCGAGAGAUAAAGCGACUUCACUACGACCUUCCUACGCAUUCACCGGCAACCCGUCCCGCUUUCGCAAAUAUUCUCGCUAUAUCAGCUGCCUGCUAUUCGUCUUGAUCGCCCCCAGUAUCGCCGCAGAUGCCCUCGUUCCCGGAGUCAAUCACGACCUCUGGUUGACUCUCGGCGACGCGUUAUCCACCCCAUUGUUUCAAGCCCGCGCCGUACGUCUAGUGUCCGGCGCCGUUCAAAUUAAAGGUGAAUCCUUCAUCGACAUGGGGCCCGUAGGAAACGAUUCGAGGUGGGAAGUGCACGCAGCUAUGCACACAUAUCUUACCCGCGCAUUUCCACUCAUCAACAAGUUCCUCACACGGGAAGUUGUCAAUACGUACGGCUUAUUGUACACUUGGAACGGAAGCGACCCGUCUCUCAAGCCCCUCCUCAUGCUCGCCCACAUAGACACCGUUCCCGUUGACGACAGUACCCUCGGGGCGUGGACUCAUCCACCGUGGUCCGGAGCCUUCGAUGGCACCUACAUCUGGGGUCGUGGCUCUGCCGAUGACAAGAGUGGCACAAUUGGGACCAUGCUCGCCAUUGAAAUGUUACUGGAACGAAGGUUCUUUCCCACCCGCACUAUUGUCCUCGCCUUCGGCUUUGACGAAGAAAUCGGGGGAGCUCAAGGGGCGGGCCACAUAUCUCCCGUACUCCAACAACGCUACGGCCCCAAUUCCUUCGCAGCGAUCCUAGACGAAGGAGGCAGCUUCGGGGAAGAAUAUGGUUCAAUUUUCGCUAGUCCCGGCGUUGCAGAGAAGGGAUCUAUGAACGUCCGGAUGGAAAUUACUGGCGCAGGAGGGCACUCGUCUGUCCCUCCAGCCCAUACCAGCAUUGGCAAACUUGCUGCUGCUAUCGUGAAACUCGAAAACAACCCGUUUGAAGCGCAUUUGCUUCGGGAGUCUGUCAUUUAUCGACGGCUCUUAUGUCUCGCCAAAUAUGGGGCAGAUAUGGACCCUAUGCUUCGUCAGAACAUCAAGGACUCUAUGACUUCAGACCAGAGCCUGCUGGAGUUGGAGAGGAUUUUGUUCAAUGCCGCUCCGAUUGUCAAAACCCUUGUCAGUACAACUCAAUCUGUUAACGUUAUCCAAGGCGGGUUCGCCCCAAAUGGACUACCCGAACAAGUGUUUGCCAUUGUCAACCACCGCAUUGACUCUUUGAGUUCAUCUGCAGCUGUAAAGGCCCGCGACACAUCCAUACUCGAGGAGGUUGCGCGAAGGUUCAACUUGAAUUAUAACCCAUUCGGUAUCGCCAAUUAUCACAGUGCUGCGUUCACCGGGAACUUUAGCUUGGUAGCGACUACGCUUCUUGAACCAUCGCCUAUUUCCCCUACAGAAGGGGUAGGGGCGGGGGCUUAUCACGUUCUCAGCGGAUCUAUCAUAGCAGCUUACAACGCUUACAAUUGGACCAAUUCCGGCCGCAGCAAGAAAGACAACACGAUAUUUGUGACGCCGGCACUACCAUCCGGAAAUACCGAUACACGCUUCUACUGGAACCUUUCAUCGAAUAUAUACCGUUAUAAUCAUGAUAACUUUGGGUCUCCCGAGCAUCCCCUUGGAGGUGGCGUUCACUCUGUAAACGAACGUCUUCAUGUUCGGGUUUUUCUUGAGAUGGUCAGGUUCUAUUUUACAUAUAUCUUAAACAUCCAGGAGUAUUGCGAAGCUUAA
Messenger RNA from Pleurotus ostreatus (oyster mushroom), 1716 nucleotides. RefSeq lists its product as uncharacterized. The transcript has 16 exons. Gene Ontology annotation, molecular function: metallocarboxypeptidase activity. Bases 1 to 1716 code for a protein of 571 amino acids. Gene Ontology annotation, cellular component: fungal-type vacuole lumen. Lineage: Eukaryota; Fungi; Basidiomycota; Agaricomycetes; Agaricales; Pleurotaceae. The record is from RefSeq and is a predicted model, not a curated record.